CUCUCUCAUCACCACAACGAUUUUCUCUCUUUCUCUCUCACGAUUCAAAAAGUUAAACAAAACCAUUGUCUUCUCAAUCUUCCUUCUCCAAAAAUGGCAGAAGCAACAACAGUAUCAUCGCCAUUGAAGCGUCAAAGAGAUGAGCAAGAACAAGAAAUCAUCAUAACACAAGAAGAAACAAAAAGACAAAAGCCUUCUUCAUCUUCUUCCUCGUACAACCAAGUUCGAACUCUCCUAGAUGAUAUAGAAGUAGUAGAAGAUGAAGCCGACAAUGACAUAACUUCCCUAAUCACCACUUUUCAGCAAGAAAUCUCUAAUAAAGAACAGAACGCUGCCGUUUUUGAAGAGAACCCUUCUCUAUCUUCUUCUUGCUCCUCCUCUUCGUCGUCUUCAUGCACUUUUAAAGAAGAUGAGUACGAAGAAGAUAAAGAGAAGGUGAUGAAGCAUCUUCUUGAAGCUUCUGACGACGAACUUGGGAUCCCUAACACUGAAAUUGGCGGGAGUAAUUAUGAGAUGAUUAAGAGUGAGACUAAUCAGGAUUACGUUAAUGGGUUUAGUUUAUUAGAUGGGUUUGGUGUUGGGCUUUGGGAGCUUGAGGAUGAAGCAGCUAAUUAUUACACGUUGCUGCAAUCAGAACUGUUCAUGUAGGGGAGGGUAAAAUAGGAAAACGAAAAAAGGAGGAUUAGUAAAAAGGGAAAGUAAAACUGUAAAAGACCAAAUAUGAUGAUGAAGAGUGAAAAGGAGGAGACUAUUUUCUUUAAUGGAAAUUAUUCUUUUUCAUUAUUGGGUUUUUCGUUUUUUUCCAAUGUGAAUUUGACAAGUGUCCAGUACACUUUUUAUUUGUUUAGUUUACUAAAAUGAUUUAUAUUGGGUUUUUGGUUAAUUUCUAGUGGGACUAAUGAUAAUGAUACUAUUUCAUU
Molecule: messenger RNA, 920 nt
Organism: Arabidopsis lyrata subsp. lyrata
Lineage: Eukaryota; Viridiplantae; Streptophyta; Magnoliopsida; Brassicales; Brassicaceae
Exons: 1
Coding region: 94-648 (184 amino acids)
Source: RefSeq, a predicted model, not a curated record